Messenger RNA from Oryzias latipes (Japanese medaka), 1469 nucleotides. RefSeq names its product chemokine (C motif) receptor 1a, duplicate 1 (gene xcr1a.1). Gene Ontology annotation, molecular function: C-C chemokine binding; C-C chemokine receptor activity. Gene Ontology annotation, biological process: immune response; G protein-coupled receptor signaling pathway; cell chemotaxis. Gene Ontology annotation, cellular component: membrane; external side of plasma membrane. The record is from RefSeq and is a predicted model, not a curated record. Lineage: Eukaryota; Metazoa; Chordata; Actinopteri; Beloniformes; Adrianichthyidae.
AUCAAAAUGGUUCCUCUUGCAUCGACUGAGCUCUCUGAAAGAAACGAUUUCAAUUUUUCCUAUGAUGACGACUAUGAGAGUGAAGUCUGUGAGAAAGGCGGGGUGGUUAAAUUUGGAUCGUUUGUCACUCCUGUCUUCUUCUCAGUCGUGAUCACACUGAGUGUUACAGGAAACGUCCUUGUCCUUGUGAUCUUGGCUUUGUAUGAAAGCCUUAAAUCUUUAACCAACAUCUUCAUCCUCAACUUGGCGAUCUCUGACCUGGUUUUCACCCUAGGCCUGCCCUUCUGGGCCUACUACCACGUUUGGGGGUGGCAGCUUCCGGAGAUUCUCUGCAAGAUUGUAAAUUUUGUUUUUUACACUGGAUUCUACAGCAGCAUCCUGUGCCUGACCGCCAUGACCAUUUACAGGUACAUGGUUGUGGUCUGUACGCUCUCUGACCGAUGCCGUCCGAAACUCAGCACUGGGAUUUUUCUGUCUUUUCUGAUGUGGACCAUCAGCGUUGGUGGGGCCAUGCCCUCUCUGCUCCAUACCUCCAUCAUCAAAAUCCACCACAAGGAUAGAGAAUCUUGGGGCUGUGAAUACAGCUCCGAAUGGUGGAAGCACAUGUCUACCUACCAACAAAACCUCUUCUUCCUGUUCGCCUUUGCAGUGAUGGCAGUCUGCUACAUUCAGAUCUUACAGAAAGUCAGAAGAACGAGAUCUCGCACAAAGAGCCGAGCGGUCAAGUUGGUGUUCUGCAUCGUGACGGUGUUCUUCGUGGGCUGGAUGCCCUAUAACAUGGUCAUCUUUUUAAGAGCUUUGUUUCCUUCUUUAGGGUUUGAGGACUGUGAACAAAGUAACCACCUCGACUACGCAUUCUUCGUGUGCCGGCUCAUCGCCUUCUCUCACUGCUGCCUGAACCCGGUCUUUUAUGCGUUUGUUGGGGUCAAAUUUCGGAGGCAUUUGAAGUCAAUGCUGCAGGCGGGGCUCAAGAGGGAGCGUCCGGUUGAAGAACAGCAAGUUAAAAUCCAAAACUUCAUCACGCAAGCUUCCACUUACUGAAGUCCUUCUUUUGUCUCUGUAAUUUGCCGUCACUUCCUGAAAUGUAACAGACAUCUCCCACAGUAAAGUCUAUAUUCUAGUGGAAACAGAAAGUGCUUCUUAUCGAAUCAUUUUUUUAAAAACUGCUUCAAAUUUUUUCGUUUUGACUUCGGAUAUUGACAGAAGAAACUUAUUGUAGAAUACCGUUGUUUUGGUAAAACUGUCUUUGUUUGAGAUAUGUUAGAAAAUAGAUUUUAAUUUAAAUAAAAAUAAUCUGUUUACAUGAUUAAAUGAAAAAUAUAAACUCAAAUUAGAUUUAACAACAGCCUUUGUAAGGUCAAUUGAUAAAUAAUUUGCUAAAGCAGAUAAUAUGUAAACCUAUUUUUUGGUCCAUUUAUUGUAAAUUACACCUGAACAGACUUUAUGUAUUAAAAAUAUUCACUUUCAAA